AUGACUUUUACGUAUUUCGAAAUCCUUCUAAAUGUGACUUUGUGCUGUUUUGUAUAUAAUGAGGAAAACAUGAAUUUAGAUUUUAUAUUGGAUGCGCUUAGCCUCGGCAACGAGGAUUCGGAGGGAUACAGAUUGAAUGCGAUAAGAAGCUUGCGCACUAGUUUCUGGAUCUCCUUGGGUACAUCCGAUGAAGAACGCGAGAAAAAAAAAUUCAACUAUCUGCUGGAGCAAAAAACUUUCUACUGCGGCCAAAUCAGGACCUGUAUCGCAGAAGCACUGUAA
Molecule: messenger RNA, 282 nt
Organism: Cylicocyclus nassatus
Lineage: Eukaryota; Metazoa; Nematoda; Chromadorea; Rhabditida; Strongylidae
Source: the annotation of a GenBank genome assembly